AUGAAUGCAAGCAAUGUAAGUUUGUAUCAUGAAGGAGCUUGUACUUCAAUCAGUAAUGCAACAGAUGCGAGCAGUAAUGAUUAUGUAGAUUAUGUAACAGAUGAUGAUUUCCCACUUGAUGCUAAACACUUAAAUCGCGUCCAUGAAGAACUGGAAAAGUUGAAUAUUGCAACAGAUGUUAUUAAUAAAUUAGAAUUGCAGCUUGAUGAAGCAAGAGCCACUUUCAGAAAUAUACAAGCAUCCUGGUCUCAAAAACUGAAUGAAUUGAGUCGUAAAUAUGGUUCAGCAAUUGCGAAAGGUCGACCGUAUUAUGAAGCUAAACUGAAGGAGAGACAAUUACGAGAAGAGGCACAGAAUGCUGCGAUACGCUUCGAACGUGCGAAUUCGAUGCAUGCAGUUGCAAAGCAACAAGUGAAACUGACUCAGGACAGUUUAAAUCGACAAAAGUCUAUCGAACCAGAAUGUUUAGAGGUAUUAAACCAUCAUAUUCUGCGGGUAAAUGAAGCGGAAAUCGAACGCUUAGAAGCGGAGGAACUGCAUCGUUCAAUAUCGUUACUAAUGUCUCAGUUAUCAAAAGAAAUUGCCAUCAUGGAAGAAGCAAAUACUCGUGCUAUUAAAAAAAGCCGACAUUAUUUUGAACAGCGCAUCGAAUUUACCAAAAUUUUGGAGCACCAGAAAAGUCUUAUCUUAAAACUUGAAUCUGAGGUACGGCAAAAGAAAUAUGAUUAUACUUGUUCGUUAAGAAAUUUGGAACAAAUAUCGGAUGCUAUACAUGAAGAGCGAAGUUUAUCAAGUAUAAAGCGUGAACCCGGCGUUGGCUGUGAAUCGCCAGACUUGCCAAUUUGUGAGGUAGCAUAUGGUAGAAAGGAAGAUUCACAGCAUCAAAUUGGGAAGCAGGAUCAACGGCAUGAAGCUAAUAUGGCAAACAAUAUAUCAUUGGAAGGAAUUAAGUUCACUUUUGAUUGUGAUAAAACAAUUAAUCCUGCUCUUUUUGAUGAUCAUCUGGAAGCAACUGAUUUAACGGCAAUAAAAAGUGGAAAUCUCGGUUCUGGUGUGAUAUUACUUGCUCAGCAAUUGAUGCAGAAUAAGCGGAAACAGAAUGUUGAAAGUGUUGCGCUGUCAGCAGAUCUUGCGGACUUCAGAUAUCGAACAGAAUUGCCCGAAGGAGUCACUAAAACUUCAUCGUUUACAUUACUUGAUAGUUGUGACAGCGACAGCUCUGUAGAAAAUAAAAAUGCAGAAGUGAUAAUGAGCACUGAUGAUUUGUCGGGCAUGCUUCGAAGUCAUUCUCAAAUUAUUGAAGAGAUCAGUGAGUGUGCGCAGCGUACCAAAAAUAUUCUACACAGUGAUUUCAAUAGUAUUCAUCAGGAUCAGAAGGAUGAUUCAGAACAAGAUAGUGGUCAUGGCUCGUCAAGUUGA
Molecule: messenger RNA, 1419 nt
Organism: Thelazia callipaeda (thelaziosis nematode)
Lineage: Eukaryota; Metazoa; Nematoda; Chromadorea; Rhabditida; Thelaziidae
Source: the annotation of a GenBank genome assembly